AUGCCUGACACGUUCCCAUCGCCGGUGCUGUCGCCUUCGUCGGCUCUCAAGCCCGGCCAGCUGAUACCGGGCGGAUCGCCCAUGAUGGGCAUGAUGUCGAUCACUCCACUCGGUAGUGGCGGCACGGCUAGCCUACCGCACGGCCUUGGUGGACUCAGCAUGGUGCCACUCGGUAGCGGUGGCGGCAGUCCAAGCGGAGGGCUCACCCUUACCGCGCUGCCCAGCGGCGGACAUCAAGGCGGCCUCACGAUGACACCACUAGCCAGCGGCAACCAAGGCGGCCUCACUAUCGCCCCCAUCCCCAGCGGCGGCGGCGGCGGCGGCGGGCUCACCAUGACCCCGCUGGCGAGUGGCGGGAAUCCAGGCGCUGGGCUUACUAGCGGGGGCGCCAGCCACCACGGCGGCCUGACUCUCAGCCCUCUGGCGAGCGGCGGUGGCAAUCAGGGCCAGCAGGGUGGCCUCACGAUGACUGCUCUGGCCAGCGGGGGCAACCACGGCGGCGGCGGCGUCGGUCUCACGAUGACACCACUCGUCAGCGGUGGCGGCGGCGGCCUUACCAUGACUCCGCUGGCCAGCGGCGGAAAUCAAGGCGGCCUCACGAUGACACCACUAGCCAGCGGCGGCCUCACCAUGACUGCUCUGGCCAGCGGCGGAAACCAAGGCGGCCUCACUCUCGCUCAGCGCAACAGUGGCGGCCUCUCCAUGAAUCCGCUGACCAGCGGCGGGGGCAACCAAGGCCACGGAGGUCUCACGAUGGCGCCGCUGACCAGCGGCGGGAAGACUGGCAUACCCACACCUUACUCGUCGGCGGCAAGCAACGGCUACGGAGGACACAGCCUAUCACCGCUGGCCAGCGGCGAUGGCGCGAUGGGUGGGAUGAGCAUCAAGCCGCUCGCCAGCGGCGGCACCAGCCGCGGCCCAACGACACCAACGCGCGCUGGUGCGAUCAGCAAGAGCAGCGGCGGAAGCGGAAGCGGCGGCGGCGGCGGCGGCGGCGAGAUGUCGAUCAUUCCUACGAUCAGCGGCUCCUCGCGGGAGAAGGAGGGCAAGGGCGAGAUCAUCACGUUCGAGGCCAUGAUGAAGCUCAUCGAUCGAGAGCGCGAGGAGAAAGACAAGCGCAGCCAUUCCGCCGACAGCAUCGAGAGCGACAUGCGCGGCGAAGGCCAAGAACAAGGCGGCCGCAAGCCUACCACCGGGUCCAGCAAGAAGAAAAAGAACAAGAAGACUAGGCGCGAGAUCCUACCAGGGGGCACGAUAAGCAGCAGCGACGAGGACGGCUUGAACAUGCUCGCUUCAGGUGAACACGACUUUGCGUCCGAGGGCAGCAAGUCAGAGCAGACCAAGCUCAAGAAGCUGCGUAAGUCUCUCCAGAUGAAGGAGAAAGGCUUCAAGGAGAUUCGACCGAAGGAAAGCGUCGACGAUACCGCCACCACCGGCGGCACCAAGGAGAAAAAGGCCAACCGCAAGAGCAAGCUUUUCGGGAAGCUCGGCAUCGAAUACGCAGGCGAAGGGCCGAUCGACACGGACGCCGGCAGCCACCCCGACGACGAGAUGUCUCCGUUCGGCGUUGCCUCGUCACCGACCAUCCCACUUUCCGUCGCUCUGGCCAGCACAAGCAAGGAGUCCAAGCAGGCGCAAUUCAUGAACGCCGACAUUCCCCUCCACCAAUCGUUCCUCAAGCACAGUUUUGAUCUCGACUUUGUCUAUACGGCUGAAUAUCUGGCGCGCAAGGCCCUGGCUCACGGGCAUCGCAUCUACUUCGCGCAUAUCAAGAGUCGCAAGCUGGGCAACUCCUACGAGGAGUGCCUACGUUGUCUGUUGAGUCUCUUCAAGAUGCUUCAGGAGGGCUCGCCGUGCGUCCUUCUCGAGUGCUACCAGCACCUGGCGUGGCUUCAAAACUUGCGAAAGACCGCCAAGAUGCAGGAAAAGGCGCAGCUGGUGCAGCUGAUGUGCACGUUUCUGGUGAAGAAGAUCGAAUUCCAUCGGCAUCACCCGCAGUUUGAGGGCACCUACUCCCUGCAAACUCACCACGCCCAGAAGCGACAGAGGAGCGAGCAGUACGCCGUCGACCAAGCGGGUUCCUUCCAAGAGCUGGAAGACUUGCUCGGCGUGCAGCAGGCUCUGAUGGACAUUCCCAACCUCAUCCUGAUGCAACUCGACACAUACAAAGAUGACCUCGCGCUUGAGACGCUGCCUCCGCUCGUUGCGGAGUCGCACGCAAUUCUCUCCAUGUCUACCUAUCUGCUGGUCAAGCUCAAGGUCUUCUGCUUAGACAAGGACAAGUCGGGUACCUUUCAAGAGCUCAAGGGCAGCUACAAGGCACUCUACCAUGUGCUCUCACGAUUCUACUCGCAAAUUCUUCACUACACGAACAUGUCGCCAAGCUUGGUGCCCGUUCUGCCUCCGAAGCAGAAGAUCAGUGCUCUGCUGAACGUGCAGGCACUGCAGUACCCGGUGCGCCUGAAGACGCUCAGCCGAGAGAUACCCAAGGUGGCGGGUCAGAUGCAGCACCACGACAAAGAACGAGAGAAGAAGGAGCGGAGGGAGCGCGAGAAGAGGGAGAAAGACGAAAAGAAGCGGGAGAAGGAGCGAUCGAAGCUAGAGAAGAAGCGGGAGAAGGGGAUGAAGAAGGGCAUGCGACUGCCCGGCAAGAAGAUCGGCAAGGCGGACCUGAAGAAGGAGCUCAAGCGAGAGAUGCAGAAGGAGUGGGAGGAGGAGCUCGAACGGGAAUCAGUUCGUGGGCGGGACACACGCCCUUCUGUAGCCGAGGCGUCAUCGAUGAUCCCGGCCUCGCCCCCAACAGCGGACGCUACCACCACCAGUAGCAACGUCGAACCGCUGCACAGCUCGGUUAAGCGACCCGUUGCGCGCCGCCGGCUGGAGCCCAGUAUGAGCAGUGGCGCUUUCCAGCUACCUCAUCAGCCGCAGCAUCCCCCGCAUGUGCACAUCCUGGGCGAGGAAGGUCGGACGGUGUCGCUGGUGGAAGUGCCCGCCAUCACGCUGCAGCCGGAACCGGAGCCGCACCACAGCCCACUUAAGAGGACACACAGCAGAAGCAAGUCCUACGCUGGCCACGAGAAAGUACAGAUCAACGAGUUCGAUGUAUCGCGGCUGAUAUCGCAGCAACAUCCCGUCUACGCCAACGCCUCGUGGAAUCCCUUCUCGUCGUAG
This is a messenger RNA of Acanthamoeba castellanii str. Neff, 3171 nucleotides long. RefSeq lists its product as uncharacterized. Gene Ontology annotation, biological process: endocytosis; actin filament organization; clathrin coat assembly. The record is from RefSeq and is a predicted model, not a curated record. Gene Ontology annotation, molecular function: phosphatidylinositol-3,4-bisphosphate binding; actin filament binding; clathrin light chain binding. Lineage: Eukaryota; Discosea; Longamoebia; Acanthamoebidae. Gene Ontology annotation, cellular component: clathrin-coated vesicle; actin cortical patch. Bases 1 to 3171 code for a protein of 1056 amino acids. The transcript has 12 exons.